GUUUAAAGCUCGACUGUUGACUGGUAGAAAGGGAUGAAGUCCUCGGAAGAUAAAACCAUCCAAUGAAACCGGAAUAAAAGUUCAGUCAAAAUGAGCUGGAUUCCCUUCAAGAUCGGACAACCAAAGAAGCAGAUUGUCUCUAAAACCGUUGAAAGGGACUUCGAGAGAGAAUAUGACAAGCUCCAAAAGCUGGAGGAUCAGACGAAAAAGCUUCACAAGGACAUGAAGAAAAGCACUGAGGCUGAUUUAGCCAUGUCCAAAGCAGCAGUGAAGAUCUCUGCAGACCUGCUCAGCAACCCGCUGUGUGAGCAGGACCAGGCCUUCUUGGAGUCCAUGACGGCUUUAGAUACAGCCAUGAGGCGGAUGGACGCCUUCAACCAGGAAAAGGUCAACCAGAUUCAGAAGACCGUUAUUGACCCUCUGAAAAAGUACGGUGGCGUCUUCCCCAGCCUUAACAUGGCAGUGAAGCGCCGGGAACAGGCACUGCAGGACUACAAACGGUUGCAAUCCAAGGUGGAGAAGUAUGAAGAGAAAGAAAAAACCGGGCCUGUUAUGGUCAAACUACACCAGGCCAGAGACGAGCUGCGACCGGUCAGGGAGGACUUCGAGGCCAAGAACAAGCAGCUGCUGGACGAGAUGCCAAAGUUCUACCACAGCCGCAUUGACUACUUCCAGCCCAGCUUUGAGGCUCUCAUCCGGGCGCAGGUCGUCUAUUUCACCGAAAUGUACAAGAUCUUCAGCGAGUUAACAGACCAGAUCGACCAGGCAGGGCUGACUGAUGCGCAGAGGGAGAGGGAGACCGAGGCCAAGCUCAGCGAGUUGCGUGCUCUGUCCAUUGUCGCCGACGACUGAGGGAGGAAAGCCGAAAAACCGGGAAGGGCUCCUUUCAUGCCUCUCUGAAUGGAUUGCACUCUUUUCAGGCUCCUUCACUCAGUUCAAACGGACAGCAAUGGCCUUAACCUGAUUAUCAGAUUGUUUCCUUGUGGCCUCAUCACCCCCUGUUCCUCUUGCACUACACUCCCAUGUUUCAUUCUCUCUGCAGAGACUCAACUCAAAGCAGCUGAAAUGCCACAUUAACUAAGCCAUCAGCCAAGUGCAACAUUAUAAGCCAAUAUGUUGUUUUUUUUUUUUAGUAAAGGAAUCAAACCAUUCCCGUCAGAGCUAAUUAACAGGUUACACUUCUUGGUUUCAGAGAUGUCUAUAAGCAUUUGUUUCUAAAGCAGGAAAUGAGCAAGGAAAUGUUUUUAUUAGUCACAUCUGCAACGUUACCAACAAUCUGUGAAAACGUUUUUAUUACCCAAGUUUGAAAAGAACAACACUACAGACUGAAUGUUACGUAAUGGACUGUAGGUUACCGGCAAGAAAAUGUAUUUCUGUAUUCUGGCCUUUGCUGGUUAUCUCUAAGUUUAGCUCAGUGCCAUGUUGUGUGUGAGGGCUUUUUUAAUCGGGGUUUACAGGGUGAUAUUGAUGACAUCACCUGUGCAUAAUGUGCCUACAUUGUCUUCACUGUGGAUGUAACAUGAGAACUAACUUGAGUGAAGUGACAUUGUGCCUGUGCAGCGGUGCUGAAAGGUCGACCACUUGGGCUGGGAAGAGAACAAGUGGAAGUCCAAUCACUGUCCAAAACAAAGGCUGGUGCUCCCUCUAGUGGUAAAUAUUGAUCAUGACACGCCUUUUCCUUUUAUGCACAGCAUCCAUCCUUUGUUGUUUUGUUGGUGGUUCAGUUUGUUAGCAAAGAACCUCACACAUUGUUGGCACUAUAGACAAAGUCCUGUCUCUGUACUCUCUAUACCAGGGUUGGAAGCUAACUUUUUUCUGGCUUUUCUUAAUUUCGGACCAAAUCAUACCGUCAUUGCACUCCUUUGUUUCCACCGUCAUCAGGUACGGCCUCAGUAUGAUAAACACACUCUGGUUAAUGGGACUACAUAGUGACGUGCACACAUUGGUUGCUCCCGUGUCAUUUUUAAAACUGUCAUACCAAGAAGUUGACUAUUUAUUCUUUGACAUAUUUUAAGAUUAUUGAAACAAAUGCUUAGUUGAUUGUCUUUGUGUUGGAGUUACACGUCUGUAUUAAUGAAGGUUUUUCUAAAUAACGAAGAGUUUAAGUGAUAGAAUUUUUUUAACACAUUAGAGUGGGUUUUAAUUUAGGUUUCUGAAAUGUAUUAACACUACAGUCUGUUAAAUGACAAUGUUUUCAGCCAUCAUCUCGAUGUAUCGUCAAUCAUGAAAUAAAUUAACUGUGUGACAAGC
Epinephelus moara (kelp grouper) is the source of this 2250-nucleotide messenger RNA. RefSeq names its product bridging integrator 3 (gene bin3). Bases 91 to 852 code for a protein of 253 amino acids. Gene Ontology annotation, biological process: plasma membrane tubulation; endocytosis; actin cortical patch localization. The transcript is spliced from 9 exons. Lineage: Eukaryota; Metazoa; Chordata; Actinopteri; Perciformes; Serranidae. Gene Ontology annotation, molecular function: lipid binding; protein binding. The record is from RefSeq and is a predicted model, not a curated record. Gene Ontology annotation, cellular component: cytoplasm; actin cortical patch.